This is a messenger RNA of Rhopilema esculentum, 4199 nucleotides long. The record is from RefSeq and is a predicted model, not a curated record. Lineage: Eukaryota; Metazoa; Cnidaria; Scyphozoa; Rhizostomeae; Rhizostomatidae.
GGAAUCCUCUUUUAUAAGCAAAUAGUAAUAUGAUAUUGGAAUUUGUCCUAUGAAAGUGAAUCUUUCUUUGCUUGAGUGAAAAUGGCGAACCUAGCUGUGUACCUAUGCCUUGCACACGCUCUUAUUUUCUUCGCUGUUGAAUGCACAGAUCGUGUUUACUACAUCGCAGCAGUUAACGUGGAUUGGGACUACGCGCCAACAGGAAAAAACCUCAAAAAUGGACUGUUGUUGGACAAAGAUGAGGAUGCUUCGGUUUUCACCAAGAAUGGAACAAACAGAAUUGGCCGAGUUUACAGAAAAACAGUUUAUCGUGAGUUUACCGAUGACAAAUAUGUUACCCAAAAGCCCCACAGAAAAGACCUUGGAAUUCUUGGUCCCAUUGUAAGGGGAGAAGUCGGUGAUGCAAUUAUUAUUCACUUCAAGAACAUGGGUAACAGGCCCUAUACAAUGCAUCCUCACGGGGUGUUCUAUGAAAAGUCUUCAGAAGGGGCCAAGUAUUUGGACAAUACUAGUGGAGAUGACAAAAAAGACGAUGGUGUUCCCCCCGGUAAAACUCACACAUACAAAUGGCUUGUUAGGGAAGAAGAUUCCCCCAAGGAGGGUGACGAGCCUUGCAUUGCAUGGCCUUACCACUCACAUGAAACGCCAACUAGUGAUAUCAAUACAGGUCUUGUAGGAAUGCUUCUCACAUGCAAAAAAGGUUCUUUGGACGCUAGUGACAAAAGAAAAGACGUGGAAAAGGAAAUAUUCCUGUUGUUCAAUGUCUUUGACGAAAAUAAAAGCUGGUUUCUUGACGAGAAUAUUCAAAAAAGAACAAGCAGCCCGAAAAGCGUCAACAAGGAGGACGAUGGGUUCAAGGAGAGCAACCUGUUGCAUACCAUAAAUGGACUGUUCUACGGCAAUUUGAUGGGUUUGGAGUUUUGCCUUGCUGAUAAAGUGGCUUUGCACAUGGCUGUGUUGGGAAAUGAAGUGGACAUGCACACUAUGACAUACUCUGGCAACAUGAUCUUGUUCGAUCGACAUCGCACUGAUAGCGCCUCACUGUUCCCCGCACAAACUGCAACGGCGGUGAUGGACGUAAAAAAUCCAGGUCAUUGGUUACUUUCUUGCCAAAUUGCUGAUCAUCUCUCUGGUGGAAUGUUUGCCUUUUAUAAUGCAAAACAGUGUAACAGUAAGCCUGUCACUCCAACAGUCACUGGAACAACAAGAGAAUACUUCAUUACUGCGGAGGAGGUUGAAUGGGAUUAUGGGCCUUCAGGAAUGAACCGUUAUGAUGGAGGGGCUCUCAACAAAGCCGAGAGCCCGUCAGCAACAUUUUUUACAAGAGGCACAAACAGAAUCGGUGGCAAAUACAUGAAAGCUUUGUUCUUCGGGUAUACUGAUGCAACAUUCACUACGAAAAAGGCAAAGGACAAGGACCUCGGAAUCUUAGGGCCUGUUAUCAGAGCAGAGGUCGGAGAUAAGAUACGAGUCACUUUUAAGAAUAUGGCCAGUCGGAACUAUUCAAUUCAUCCACGUGGUGUUAUGUACGACAAGAAGAACGAGGGAUCGCUGUACAACGACAACACAACCCUGAACUCAGAUGACCAGGUCUCCCCUAAUGCUACGUACAUUUACGAAUGGUUUGUGCCUGCGUCAGUAGCACCAACCUCGAAUGACUGGCCCUGUAUCUCAUGGCUUUACACUUCUGGCGUUGACUCAAUUAAAGAUACGUAUUCAGGACUGCUUGGACCAAUGGUGAUAUGCAAGGAUGGCAUGUUGGAGAAAGGUCUCCCAAAGGGCUAUGCAGCUGAGAAAUUCAUUUUGAUGGCUGUAAUGGAUGAAAAUAAAUCGUGGUAUUUGGACCAAAAUAUGGCAAAAUAUUGCACAACACCAAAAUGUGGUGGUGUCAGCAAAGAAGACGAGGAUUUCAUGGAAAGCAAUAAAAUGCAUCAAAUCAAUGGGUUCAUGUACGGAAAUCUCCAAGGGCUCGACGUUUGCAAAGACUCAAAGGUGCUCUGGCAUGCCAACGUCAUAGGAACAGAAGUCGACAUGCAUGGCAUUUAUUUCCAUGGAAAUUCAUUCAGCAGUGAUAUGGAAAUCCACAAAGACUCGCUUCCCCUUUUUCCAGGGGAAGGAACCACCUUUAGUAUGCAUCCACUGAACGAGGGAACUUGGGGCCUCGUAUGCAGGGUGAAUGAUCAUUUUAAUGCUGGCAUGAAAGUGACGUAUACUGUAAAGAAGUGUGGGUCGACCAAAAGCGAAAAAACUUCAGGAACGAUAAGAACGUUUUUCAUUGGGAUUGUCGAGAAGGAAUGGGACUAUGCUACGAGCAAUAAAAGUUUUCUCAGCGGGAAAGAACUAGAUAAGGACGAACAUGCAAAAGUAUUUACAUUACGAGGUGAUACCAGGAUAGGAAAAAUCUACAAGAAGGCAAUGUACAAAGAAUAUACGGAUAACACUUUCACGGAGGAAAAGCAAAGAGAUGUGAAGGAUCAGCAUCUUGGAAUUUUAGGCCCAUAUAUCAGAGCCGAAGAAGGUGACCAGAUCGACAUUGUCUUGAAAAACAUGGGAACGAGGAAUUAUUCAAUACAGCCCCACGGAGUAUCAUACAGCAAAGAAUUUGAGGGUGCUGUCUAUCUGGAUAACACUACAAAGCAGCAUGGCAAAGCAGUGGCCCCCGGCAAAACGUUUAUUUACAAUUGGUUUGUUCCGAAGAGAUCUUCCCCCGGUAUUAAAGAUAGUGCCUGCAUCACGUGGUCCUAUUUCUCUUCAGUUGACGCCGUGAAAGACACGAAUUCUGGUUUGGUUGGCCCUCUGAUUAUAUGUAGAAAGGGAACACUUGACAGCAAUGGAAGACGAAAGGAUGUCAACAAAGAAUUUGCCCUCCUUUUCACAGUUCUUGAUGAAAACGAGAGUUGGUUUCUUGAUGAAAAUAUAAACAAGUAUGCAAACAAAGCUAAAGUUGUUAAGAGUGACGAUGGUUUCAAAGAAAGUAAUAAAAUGCAUGUAGUAAACGGUUUUAUUUACGGCAAUGGUCCAAACAAUGGAAACUUUCUGGUCAUGAAGAAAGGCGAAAAAGUUGCUUGGUACCUGAUGGGUGUUGGAAAUGAAGUCGAUGUUCACACGGUGCAUUUCCAUGCAAACAACUUUGUACACAGGACAAGCAGCACUCACUUGGACGAUGUUUAUGAUGUUUUUCCCGGCGUCUUUGAAACGUUAGAAAUGACACCUACAAACCCAGGCACGUGGUUACUUCACUGUCACGUGCAUGAUCACUUAGAAGGUGGAAUGGAAACGAGGUACACGGUUUCUUCGGACUCUGGCGGCAAGAUAAACAAUGCGGCAAGUUAUAAGGAACUGAAUUCUGUAUUCAGUCUAGUAAUGUUGAUCAUUGCAUGUAUUAUGUCUACAUAGAGUACUAGGCUUCAAACAUCUUAUGACAUCAAGACACUUAAGAAAAUUUUUACCCUUAUUAAACGAUCAUUUUUCGAUCGGUAAUUCCCUUUUUUCAUUUAUCAAAUUAGAAAUAGAAGAGUUUCAGGGUGGAUCAAUCAUAAUGGAUCUAUUUGUUUUUAGGAAAAAUUAGUAAAAGAUAUCCCUAACGCUAUAAUUAGAUGUUUGUUAUUGACAUGACGUCAGCGGGGCGUGUUUUUUGCUGUAAAUUGACCAAUUUAACGUGAUAUCAAUAUUUGAUUUCAAUAUUUGAAGUUAGUAAGUGUACCCGAGGAGCGGCUGUUAAACAUUUCAAGUUCGUUAGACACUUUAACCUCACAAUAAGCUAAAGAUUCAAGAAAUUUCGGGUCACUUUCCUUCCUUGAUAUGUCAAUAAAUCCUUCUGGAUUUCUGUAGCCAAAAUUUAUGGAAAGUUUAUUUAUCUUCAAGAGCAGCCCGGCCAAAUGUAUUGAAUAAAAAUUUUGCAAAAAUAAUGAGAUGUUAUUUAGUUAUUGAAAAAUUUCCUAUCUUAUCUUAUAAAUAUUUUUAGACUCUCACUGUGAAUAGUGAUACAUCAUAGCAGUGUAUAUUACCUUGAUAACCUUAUAUUCUAUUUUGUGCUGGCAAAGAUGUGACCAGUUGUUUCACUGAUAUUAAAUAAUGAUGCAAAACCCUGCAUGUUUUCUUCGUUUAUCGCCUCGGUAGUUUUUUCGAUUUUUAGUAUUAUUCCUAAAAUAUAAGUUCGACAAAUUAACAGUUUAUUAUUGAGGAAAAUGCUUAGAAAA